Molecule: messenger RNA, 510 nt
Organism: Tetrahymena thermophila SB210
Lineage: Eukaryota; Ciliophora; Oligohymenophorea; Hymenostomatida; Tetrahymenidae
Product: transmembrane protein, putative
Exons: 1
Source: RefSeq, a predicted model, not a curated record
AUGUCACAUAAAUAACUUAAAAUGAUACAUACAUUCAAGCAUAUUUCUGAUAUUAUUUUCUUUCUCACUAUUAAAGCUUUAAAAAAAUAGCAUCUAAGAAAUAAAAUUUCUAUUAAAAAUGGUAUUUUAAAAAAAGUAUAUCUAACUAAAAAUUAAUUUUGGCAUGAUGUGGGAGCAUAGAUAAGUUAAGUAUUUUCUAUCUGUUUGAGUUUAUUUAUUUUAUUUUUAAUAUAUUGUUUAUUUUUAUUUUUCGUUUAUUUUUAAUUAUUUAUUUGUUCAUUAAUUUUUUUGUAUUUAUUUAUCUAUCUAUCUUAUUUUUAAUUUUUUUUUUAUUUUGUUUUUAUAUUAUUUGAAGUUAUUUUCUUUUUUAUUCUUUUUCUUUUUUAGCUUUUUAGCAGUGUCUCUUUGGCUGUGCUCUCUUCAAGGAUUGAGUUUCCUAAGGAAAUAAGACUAUAUGGAAGCCUGCCCGAUUCGCACAAGAUUAGAUUUCAGGAAGAUAGUAUCUUUUGA